Molecule: messenger RNA, 450 nt
Organism: Melampsora larici-populina 98AG31
Lineage: Eukaryota; Fungi; Basidiomycota; Pucciniomycetes; Pucciniales; Melampsoraceae
Exons: 2
Coding region: 1-450 (149 amino acids)
Source: RefSeq, a predicted model, not a curated record
AUGUCAGCGUUCAAUCAUCAUCAAGUACAUUUUCUAACUCCACCAAAUCAAUCAACACCAACACCCUCAUCAUCGUCAAGAUACACCAAAUUAUCAAAACUAUCAAAAACUAUAACAACUAAUGCAAAUCAUUUCAACUUGAAUCAUGAUCUCAUUAACUCAUCAAAUCAUUUAAAUCAUCUUCAUCAUCAAAUUAAUAAAACUCAUCAAACUCAUGACCUUAAUUCUAAAUCGGGUUCAUUAAUCAACCUUUCAAAUAAUUUAUCAUGUUUUCAAACUUCAAAUGAUCAUCAACAACAAUUAUCUUUGACUGAAUUUGAAUUAUCAAAAUGUGUCAUUCAAUCUCAACUCGAUCCUAUUGAAGAUUUUAUUCAAAUAAGCGAAUUAUCUUCAAGCGAAUGUAGAAAGGUUGAAUUAGUUGAAAGUCAAUUAUCAAAAGAUGAAAGUUGA